This is a messenger RNA of Pelmatolapia mariae (spotted tilapia), 3794 nucleotides long. It is a transcript of the gene dgat1a, whose product is annotated as diacylglycerol O-acyltransferase 1a. Gene Ontology annotation, molecular function: diacylglycerol O-acyltransferase activity. The record is from RefSeq and is a predicted model, not a curated record. Gene Ontology annotation, cellular component: endoplasmic reticulum membrane. Bases 172 to 1722 code for a protein of 516 amino acids. The transcript has 17 exons. NCBI's taxonomy places the organism in Eukaryota, Metazoa, Chordata, Actinopteri, Cichliformes, Cichlidae. Gene Ontology annotation, biological process: triglyceride biosynthetic process.
CCGUCGUAAUGAACCGCCCCUCUCAUUACCAGCGCUCACACUGCUGGAGGAAGAGCGUCCCGCUGCUGUUUGUUCAGCUCCUGUUGUAAAGUUACUGAGGGACAAACGAGCGGCGGGCAGUUUGACCAACAAUGUCGAGCAGGUAGAAACUGCGUGACUGAAGCCGCUGAAAUGAGCGAAACAGCCGAGACGAGAGGGCCCGUAACCCGCCGGAGAAGGACAACCAUCACCAGCACCAAGCAAACCAAGAGGCAAGACGCAGGGGAGAAACCUCCACCGUUUUCCGCUAAAGAGAAAGCCGCAGACAAGGUCCAGAAGCAUGCGAGCAACAACGGCAAUGUGGAGAAAGAAAUGGGGAAGUCAGCGCAGCAGCAGCAGCUCACAAACAGUCCGAAGAAACAGAGGAGUGCGGUAGAAGAUAUCAACGACAGGCUCAGGUGUCACAAUCUACAGGAGUCUCUCUUGAGCUCAGCCAGCGGCUACAGCAACUACAGAGGAAUCCUCAACUGGUGUGUUGUCAUGCUGGUGCUGAGUAAUGCGCGACUUUUCUUAGAGAACAUUAUAAAGUAUGGCAUCUUGGUAGACCCUAUCCAAGUAGUGUCCCUCUUCUUAAAGGACCCCUACAGCUGGCCAGCAGCAUGCCUAAUCAUUGUGUCCAAUGUGUUCGUCUUAGCAGCCUUGUACACAGAGCGGCGUCUGGCUGUGGGCACAAUCUCCGAAACUACAGGGCUGAUUCUUCACUUGUUUAAUCUGACAUCCUUGUUAAUCUUUCCUUCAGCCUCAAUACUCACUAUGACCUCCAUCACACCAGUGGGUGGUGUGCUCUCCUUAGGCACCUACACAGUGCUGUUUCUCAAGCUGUACUCCUACAUGGACUCCAACAAGUGGUGCAGAGAAAUCAGACAAGCCAAAGCUAAAAGAAUGACACGAUCAUAUUCAUGUCCAAUUGUGGCACAGUCCAACGGGUCAGCGGUUAACACCAAUGUCUCCUACCCAGGCAACCUCACACACAGAGACAUGUACUACUUCAUCUUUGCACCAACUCUCUGCUACCAGCUCAACUUCCCACGGUCUCCACGGAUACGCAAAAGGUUUCUGAUCAGAAGACUUUUUGAAAUGCUUUUCCUCAUGCAGUUGUUGGUGGGAUUAAUACAGCAGUGGAUGGUCCCAAGUGUUCAGAACUCAAUGAAACCGUUCCAGGAAAUGGACUUUUCUAGGAUGGUGGAGCGGCUGCUGAAACUAGCUGUUCCUAACCAUCUAAUAUGGUUAAUAUUCUUCUACUGGUUUUUCCAUUCCUCUCUGAACUUUGUGGCAGAGCUCCUGCAGUUUGGAGACCGGGAGUUCUACAGGGACUGGUGGAACUCUGAGACUGUCACAUACUUCUGGGCCAACUGGAACAUCCCAGUGCACAAGUGGUGCCUGAGACAUUUCUAUAAGCCAAUGUUGAGGAAGGGGGUGAACAAAUUUCUGGCUCAAACUGCUGUUUUUCUGGCUUCUGCCUUUUUCCAUGAGUACCUGGUGAGUGUUCCUCUCAAGAUGUUUAGACUGUGGGCAUUCAUGGGAAUGAUGGCUCAGGUUCCUCUGGCUUUGUUCGUAAGUCGCUUCCUGAACGGAAACUACGGCAACGCGGCCGUGUGGAUCUCACUCAUCAUUGGACAGCCCAUCGCCGUGUUGAUGUACGUCCAUGACUACUAUGUCAUUCAUUACGGGAGCACUACAUAACACAGGACAAACACCCACACACCAGUCUGCGGAACACGCCAAUGAGGUAUUAUAGAGUAGGUUCAGGGGAAUCCAUGGCAAGCUGAUGUUUAUGAAGCUGUUGAAGCAUUGGCACGAAAGUUGUGACUUUAUUUUUGCACAUUAGAAAACCAUCAGGAAAUGAUUUUGGAUAUUUAGGAGUCUUGUCUAGUCUCACACUGCACCCCUGUCAGCCUCCAACUGUGCGAUCCACUGUACAAAAACAAAUAUAUGGUGCUAGGGGUUUAAUCUACCGUUCACUGGCUCAAAGGUUAGACUUCUUUGGGGGUUGGGGACUCCUCUUCUUUAAUACAUUCAUUUUAAAAGUGGGAAGACUAAUAAAAACCACACGCUCCUCCGCUCAGUAGUGAAUGUUUAAGAAUGCACAUACCAGCAGGUGCAACAAGUGUGAACCACUGCCAACUGUGCACAAGCUACAGCCUGGAUCCAGGAUCCUUCUUCCAGAGAAACUAUAUGAAAAUGGGGAUUCUAUAUCAGGGGCUGAGGAGUAUAUCCAGAGGCAACACUUUUAAAUGUUAAAACCAGUGAACUUCUACAAGCUAAAGCCUGACAUCCUGGUCGACCACUUAAGAAUCUCCAGGGCUUGACAUAGACCAGACUGACUUUUGCAUAUAUCCUUGGAUGCAAUAUAACUUCCAGUAUUACAGACGGUAUAUUAAAAAUGACACUGAAAAUGUCCGAAGGUAGAAAACUGAAGGAAACAAGGAUUCCUCUCCAAAAAGACUGAGCACCAGGACGUUGAUGUGGAUUUAUUUGUACAGUUGUAUGUCAAACAAAAUCAAUGCAAGCUUUGAGCGGAAGAGCACGCGCUGCUGGCUUACUUGCCUUGGCUUUAUCAUCAUCUUGUGUCUGCACUGCCUUUGAUUUGUCGAGUUUAUUUUAUAGUUUUGCAGUAUUGUAUUUGCUGGAUGUUUGAUUGUGCCAUCUUGAAUUCAAAUGUGGUAUUUUGUGUUUAAACUAAUGAUUUAAGUGUUUGAUUUGCCAUUUGAACCAAUGAAUGUCUUUUGCACUUGAGAUGCAUGCAGUUAAGUGAAGCAAUAGAUUUCAAUGGAUGCAUUAUUUUAAGUUGUAUCAAUCACGUAAAGAAAACAAAUUUGUGCUGAGAUUUCUAUGCUCUGUAAUCUGCUUGUUGGCAUUGCUGUUAAAAGGGAAAACUGAAGCUGCAUUAAUUUAAAGAAGGCAGUUGAAACAGCCUGAUCACGUUGGAUGAUUUACAGUAUUUGUUGAGUCCAUUUCUUUGAUCUAGAUAUUGUCAGAACAUGACACUACUGCCAGUGUGGAUAACAUACCAUAAAUUGAUGUAGGAAGAUGUUCUUAUUUUAUCAGUCUUUGAGAGAUAAGUGACAGCCUUUUGUUUAAAAAUGGUUGCAUUCUUUCCUUUUUGAUCAUAAUUCAGGGAAAAACUGUCCUGGAGCACCAGUUAUAGAACUGAGUGUUGGCAUUCCUUACUGAAUACUAAGUGCCUGCUGUAAAAAGGAGGGAAAAAAAAAUGCUUGCAUUUAAAAUGAAGAAAAAUGCUGUUAGAUUUGAUGCCAAAUGUAGGAAAGGUAGUUUAACUUUUAUCUAUGUAGCAAGUGGGCUUCUUUGUAUGGUGUGGUGAUUUGUGCGGGAGCCUAAGAUUAACUGCACUAAGCUCAAACUGAAAUAUUUUACCAAAUCUCAGUUUUAAAGCUAUAAUUUUUGUUUUCCUGAAAACUCAAAAGUAAAGCAUUCUGAUCAGUUUAUUAGUAUUUCAUUGUGCAAUGAUUUAAAUCUUUUUGUCUGACCCACUUACAUCUGCAAAUGUGACCCAGUGAGAUACGGUUAUUGUGUGACACCACAGAGUUAACAUCUGAGUAGAGUACAAUCGAUAGGAGGCGUCCAAGGCAAUCCAAAGGUGUUGCUUCAAUAUUAAUGUUGAGGUGUUUUUGUUUUUGUUUUUUUUUGAUGCAAUAUGUAAAAAUGAAUAGAUUGCUAGUUUUGCUCAUGUGGACAGAAAUCCAAAGUGAAGAAAAAGAUAAUUUUGGAAAGGCAACUGUCACUGAAAAUGUGUG